Messenger RNA from Topomyia yanbarensis, 1667 nucleotides. Its product is annotated as dnaJ homolog subfamily B member 14. The transcript has 7 exons. The coding region runs from base 205 to 1290 and encodes 361 amino acids. Gene Ontology annotation, cellular component: endoplasmic reticulum membrane. NCBI's taxonomy places the organism in Eukaryota, Metazoa, Arthropoda, Insecta, Diptera, Culicidae. Gene Ontology annotation, molecular function: Hsp70 protein binding. Gene Ontology annotation, biological process: cellular response to misfolded protein. The record is from RefSeq and is a predicted model, not a curated record.
UUUGACGUAGAUGUUAUUUCUUUGCUCAGUUGCAGGAAAAAAUCAUUUCGAGAUUUGGAAUAAUGACGAAUAAAAAAUAAUUUUGAACAAAUCAGGUAGUUCCAAUCUUGUCAAUUUUACUGUGCAUUUAUUCUUCCGCGAUAAAGUGUUCGUGAUCCUGAUUACUUGACAGGAGUGCGUAAAAGCAAAGGAUAAAAAUAAACCAUGAACAAGGAAGCGGCUGAGGAUUGUGUGGAGCGAGCAGUUUCCUACCUAUCCGAAGGCAAGAUUGAGAAAGCGGAAAAACUUCUGGCCAAAUCACUCAGUCUGCAUCCAUUGAAGCGGGCUGAAGAAUUAUUGGAGAAAAUCAAAUGUGGUGCUUAUACAAAGAAAGCUACGUCCGGCAACACAUCGGAUGAUGGCGUUAGACAACGACCGACUGCUGGUCAAGGCGGUAAAGCCGACUCAGCAACGGAAGCAGAAUAUACCACGGAGCAGCUGGAGGCAGUCAAAAGAAUCAAGAAGUGCAAAGAUUACUACGAAGUUUUGGGUGUUACCAAGGAUGCCCCCGAUACGGAAAUUAAAAAGGCGUACAAGAAACUUGCCCUGCAAUUACAUCCGGACAAAAAUAAGGCUCCCGGUGCGGUGGAAGCAUUUAAAGCAAUCGGAAACGCUGUUGCCAUUCUAACGGAUAGCGAGAAGCGCAAGUCGUAUGAUUUGUACGGAUCGGAGGAACAGCAUCAACCGGCGACGCGUCGCACUCGAACUCAGUACGAGUAUGCGUACUCGCGCGGAUUUGAAACCGAAUUUACUGCUGAGGAACUGUUUAACAUGUUCUUCGGUGGUAAUAUUCCCACGCAGCACGUUUACAUGCGGCAGCGACGAUUCCACCGUGCUGAACACCAGCAGCAGUACCGGGAGCCUCAGUCGGGAUAUGCGGCAUUUAUUAAUUUGCUACCGAUUAUCCUGUUGAUUGGCCUGUCAAUGAUGUCGUCAUUCUUUAUCUCGGAUCCGAUCUAUAGCUUGACGCCGAGUCAAAAAUUCUCUGUCGCUCGCAAGACUAAUCAGCUGAAGAUUCCGUAUUACGUCAAGGACAACUUCCAUUCGGAGUAUCAGGGUUCGGUUGGCCGGCUCGAAGCUUCCGUGGAGGAGGAAUAUCUUAACAACUUGAAACAUUCGUGCUAUCGAGAACGGAACUACAAGGAAACCAUGCUAAUGAAAGCACGCAACUUUGGCGACCGAGAUCUGUACCUCAAAGCGCAGAACAUCAACACACCUUCGUGCGAUAAACUGAACAGUUUGCACAACUAGUCAACAGCGUUUUUCUCGCUGAGAUCCGUUCCAGGAUGGGCGGAGUAGUCGAGCAACAGGGUUUAAAAAGUGGGAAUGUCAAAUGUAAGCUAAUGCAUGUUUUUCACCUUAGUCCAAACAAUGAAGCAUAGAAAGUUUUACCCUUCGUACAGCAUGAACUGUUAUGAAAAGAAUCGACGUAUGAUAUACACAUCGUUCGUAUGAUUUAGUUGCAAUAUCCGGUCUCCGUCAAGGGACCGGUUGAAAUUGUUUCAGUAUGUUUUAUGUCUUGUACAGAAAGUUGUUUGUUUUGUUUGUGGAAACUAGGUAAGGUAAAUUUCUUAUUUAUUAAACCUAAAUUUUAGAAGUUUAAUAAAAAUGAUAAAUUAUUGCAAUAA